CCCAGCACGGGGUGUUUCCAUUUCAUUUAUCUAGAAACGUCUGACGUCUCUCCGCUUCCUUUAACGAACCAAGCUCUCGAAACAUGCCUUACUCCAAAGUUAUACCUGCUAUGGCCAGGGUAAAGCCGGAUAAGUUAUUCGGGGUGCGAUUGCGCUCCACGGUCGCGUCCAAGAAGCUGAAGUGAGACGCGCCGCUGGAUUCCUCGUGCGCUAUAGUGGAGACGCAGGAUCUCAUCAGCGGAGCCAAAUCGCGCACUCGGCGCGCACACAUCUCCAUCGAUUUCGACAACUCACAAGAAGCGUACAAGAGCAAAGAUACCUUGGAGCUGCUCAGAAGUCUGCUGGUGUUUAAACUUUGUUCUUUUGACUUCCUAGUUGAUAAAAACAAAGUGCUGAUGGAUCUCAGUAAGAAAGUUUUUGGUCAGCGGCUUUUCGAGCAACUGAUGAAGAUGACCUUCUACGGGCAGUUUGUGGCAGGCGAAGACCAGAACUCCAUCAAGCCCUUGAUUGAGAAGAACCAGGCGUUUGGUGUCGGAUCGGUUCUGGACUACAGCGUGGAGGAGGAUCUGACCCAAGAGGAGGCUGAAAAGAAAGAAAUGGACUCAUGUGUUUCAGAGGCUGAGAAAGAAAAUCACGUGAAAACCGCUGUUUUCAUCCCCCAGGACUCUGAGAGUAUGGACCAUCGUGAGAAGAAGUACACAGCUCAUCGUCAGUUUGGAGAUCGGCGUGGAGGAGUGAUCAGCGCCCGGACGUAUUUCUAUGCAGAUGAGGCCAAAUGUGACCAUCACAUGGAAACUUUCAUCAACUGCAUUAAAGCGUCCGCUGGAAGUUCUGUCGAUGGAUUUUCUGCCAUCAAGAUGACUGCACUGGGGCGUCCGCAGUUCCUGCUUCAGUUCUCAGAGGUGCUGGUAAAAUGGAGGAGGUUUUUUCAUCUGUUGGCAGCACAUCAGGGCAAGGAUGGGAUGGCCUUACUGGAACAGAAACUGGAACUGGAACAACUUCAGGACAGUCUGAUCAAACUGGGAGUCGGCGCUAAAUCUGACAUAAAGAACUGGUUCACUGGAGAGAACCUGGGUUCAUCUGGAACCAUUGAUCUGCUGGACUGGAACAGUCUUAUCAAUGACACAACCAAAAUCUCCAACUUGCUUGUGGUGCCCAACAUGGAGAAGGGUCACCUGGAACCUUUGUUGAGGAAAUUCACUGAUGAAGAGGAGAAACAGAUGAAGAGGAUGCUGCAGAGGAUGGAUGUUCUGGCCAAGCAUGCUGUGGAGAGCGGUGUGCGACUGAUGGUGGACGCAGAACAGACGUAUUUCCAGCCGGCCAUUAGCCGACUGACGCUGGAGAUGCAGAGGAUCUUCAACAGAGAAAAGCCCAUCAUCUUUAACACCUAUCAGUGUUACCUUAAAGAGGCGUAUGAUAAUGUGUCUGUCGAUGUGGAGCUCUCACGGCGGGAGGGCUGGUACUUCGGAGCUAAACUGGUUCGUGGAGCGUACAUGAAUCAAGAGAGAUCACGCGCCGCAGAAAUCGGAUACGAAGAUCCCAUCAACCCUGAUUAUGACGCCACCAACAGAAUGUACCAUAAGUGUUUGGACUACGUCCUGGAAGAGAUUCAUCUCAACAAGAUGGCAAAUGUGAUGGUGGCGUCUCACAAUGAGGACACAGUUAAAUUCACCCUGGAAAAAAUGAAUGAGAUGGGUCUCUCUCCAACCGAGAAUAAGGUUUACUUUGGUCAGCUGCUGGGAAUGUGUGACCAGAUCAGCUUCCCGUUGGGUCAAGCUGGAUUCCCGGUGUACAAGUAUGUCCCGUACGGUCCUGUGAACGAGGUCAUCCCUUACUUGUCACGCCGGGCGCAGGAGAACCGCGGCAUCAUGAAAGGAUCUCAGAGGGAACGCAGUCUUCUGUGGAAGGAGCUCAAACGCAGACUCUUCAGUGGACAGCUGCUCUAUACACCAGUAUACUAAAUCAAACACACAACUGUAUUUUAAACAACUCCUCUAACUGUACAUAUAUUAUAUAUAAAUGGGAAAACCAUUAUGUCCCAGUAGCAUUGGCCUCAGAGGACACUAGUGUGCGCUGGCUUUUCCCAGAUUUCACUGGGAUUUUAUUUUUAAGAUAAACCUAAAAAUGGCCACCUAUACACUGCAUGUAGAAACUAGUUUUUGGCUAGGUUCGAGUUUCACCAGACUGGUUUUGUGAGAUGGACUCCGUAGACAACAUUAUCUUAAACCAGUGGUGUUGGAUUGUGAGAGGUGGAAACAUUAUAUUAUGUCUUACUGACCACCCACGAGGCUUCGGUUACAUCCGAUGAACAGAAAUGUUGAUGGUGAAAGUUAUGUUUAAGGAUGCUGAAUACUGCUCAAUUGUGCAUAAGGAUUUAUUUAUGGGAUAUUUAUUAAGAAAGUAAAUUGGGGUGAUUGUGAGCUUGUUGUCUGGAAAAACAUAUUUCUUUGAAGAAUCAUUCCUUUAUCUCCUCUAGAUGGCAGUAUAAUAAGAUCCCCUCGCCACUUCCUACCAUAAAAUUGGUUAUGUUCAGAAUCGCAUAUUUUCACAGUAAGUUUUGUGUAUGCGUACUAACACACCUGUGAAAAUGUGUGGUGUACCAGCAGAGAUUUGUGAAAUCCCACAAAGCAUUGGGUUCUAUUUCACGUUGCAUCUUUAAUGUGUGAUGAAUAAACCGGAAGCAAUAUCAUAAUUUUCAGACUCAUUAUGUGACUGAACUGUAAGAGUUACCACAGUUUGAGAGUUGCAUCAAAACGCAAUUCUGACAUGUUAGAUGCCAUUCACUGAAUUAAACAUGCAACAUACAUGUGAUGAUAAUGAAAGUUGAUAUUGUUCACAUUAUUUUUUAUACUUGGCAGGUGUUCAGUGUGUCGGCUGUUUUCCUUAGAUUUUGGUGGUUCAUUUUCCAUUAAAAAAAGGAUGUUCUUUUAAAACGUUUGUAUAAAAUCUCUAACAAUAAUAAUUAAUUUUUUCAUGUGUUGUAUAGUGUCUUGAUUAAAGAAGUGUGUUUAAACUUUUAUUUCUGACAUGAGAAACAUUUUAGCACUAAAUGUCAUGUGACCUUAAUGAGUUUUUUAUUUAGCAAAAAGCUGCUAGGUUUGAGUUUUAGAUUUAGUGUUAGUAUUUUAAAUGGCACAUUUCUGCUCUUAAAGUGUUUUGCACUGUUUCAUACUCUUAAUGGAGAUGAAUAUGGAUGGUUGUAAAUAAAGUAUAUUUUAUUAAAACAUGA
Triplophysa dalaica is the source of this 3229-nucleotide messenger RNA. It is a transcript of the gene prodha, whose product is annotated as proline dehydrogenase (oxidase) 1a. NCBI's taxonomy places the organism in Eukaryota, Metazoa, Chordata, Actinopteri, Cypriniformes, Nemacheilidae. Gene Ontology annotation, molecular function: proline dehydrogenase activity; FAD binding. The record is from RefSeq and is a predicted model, not a curated record. Gene Ontology annotation, cellular component: mitochondrion.